Trifolium pratense (red clover) is the source of this 612-nucleotide messenger RNA. RefSeq lists its product as uncharacterized. The transcript has a single exon. The coding region runs from base 135 to 431 and encodes 98 amino acids. The record is from RefSeq and is a predicted model, not a curated record. Lineage: Eukaryota; Viridiplantae; Streptophyta; Magnoliopsida; Fabales; Fabaceae.
ACUAAUUUAUCCAACUAUAAAAAUAAAAGGUUAGUCAUAUCCUUAUAUAUUUGAAAACUCUUUCCUAGCUUCUGCCAAUUUCAACACACUCAAGCUUAGCAACAUUCUAGCUCCAACAAAAAAAACAGAGAAAAAUGGCUUUCAUGAUUCCUAGAGCUGAAUCAGGGACUGAGAAGGUUAGCCUUGAUCACCACCAGGAAGACAAGAACUCUACGACAGAGAGUGCAAUCUCAAGCGAGCUCCACUUGAAAUCGUCCUUGUCGUCCAAAUCCUCGUCUCAAACCCUGGACAAAGAAGUAGUCCUACAACGCAUUCGUCACCACAAGUCCAUAAACAGAAUCAAAAGUGCUUUUGAAGGUCUUCGUGGGUGCUCAGCUUCAGCCCAAGAACAGAAGUGGCUACAACAAGAUGAUGUUUUUUCUUCACCUUAAAUUUAAGCUGACCACCAAGCAUAGUUUUUCAGAUAUGAGCAAUAUCCCUGCCUAUAUGGAAAUUGCCUUAUUGCUGAAUGGCUUUUAAUGUUAUUUUUCAAUUUACAUAUUCAAUAUAUAUGAUAAUUCUUCUUCAAAAAAAAUAUAUAUGAUAAUUCUACAAUCGGAAUAUGUAUCAUCA